AAAAAAAAAGAAAUACGAAACGUCAAAGAAAAAAAAACUGUUAAAGUCAGUUGAACGUUAAAAAUGCAAGGAAUUUUGUUUUCUGUCUAAAUAAAUAGUAAAAUUAGUAUUAGUUAGAUUAAGGUGUUUAUUUAUUACUUAAUUUAUGAUAUUACAAUGUAUUAUUUAUUGAAUUAGGAAAAUCCGUUAGCUACAAAUUGAGGUUACAAUUUCGAAAAAGCAAUAAUGAGGAGUAAAGCGAUUAGUAUAAGUAGCGACAGCGAUGAUGAUGUUCCAUUGAAGAUGGUGAGCAUCAUAGGCAGCAAGGAUCCUAACUCCUAUGAGAGUCUACGUCAACGCAGUCCUGAAGCAUGCGAGUUCUGCGAGAGAAUCUCAAAAGAUAGAUAUUCAAGUUUGAUCCACAACGUAAAGCAUAUCAUCAUACCGUUACUGAAGCAGAAUAUAAUACAGUGUACGGUAUGCCUACAUAGUUUCACGAGUGAGGCUGAUUUAUUCUCCCACUCGGUGAAGAAGCAUCCCAAUGUCCCUAUAUCUAAUUUUCUAGUCAAGGAUAGCAAUGUUAGCCAAUUUAAUGAGACAAGCAUCACAAAUGUAAAACAAAUAAAUGGCCGCAGUAAUAAUGUGUAUAAUGAAACCUUAGUACCUGAUAGCGGAGUCCCAAUACAAAGUCGACUGGUCUUCGAGGAAGAUGAUCCGGUCAUCAUACACUGUUCUCAAGUCCUCAAUGAUCUCACAACUGAUUGCAAAGUCAAUAUUGAAGUGUUUAACAUCACUGAUGAUGAUGACUUUACCUCAAGAAGUAUACACUAUAAUGAAUUGAUGAAACCUGGGGUGUAUCGGUGCAAGAAGUGUGCUAAGAGUUUUCCUUUGAGAUUCGAUGCGAUUGUCCAUGAAGCGACGCAUAUUAAAAUAGAAAAUGCUCAAAUCAGUUUGUGUGUGAUUUGCAAACAAUAUCUUGUUGGUGGUACGAAGGUUUUAAGGCACCACUACCUAACAUUUCACAAGGAUUCCAUUGAAGGCGGCUGUGAAAAGACAGACUUGGAUUAUCUACCAAAGUUUUUCGAUGAGAACAUUGAAGGCAAAUGGGUUUUUGGCUCGAAAAUACUCUCGUUAUGCGAUCUAUGUUUCUCGUUUUGUCGUAACAAGUCCACAAUGAAUUAUGAGUUUGUCAAAUCCCUCUGUGAGGUCGGCAAGAGGUAUGAGUGCGAGAAAUGUGGUCUGAAGUACUUUGAAAUUAAACUUGUGAAGAGAUCUGUAAAGAAGAGAAAUGGUUAUGGCCCCCAUUCGCUGAAGAAAAAGAAGAAAACGAAUGAGGAACGUUUAAAAAUUAUUGCUAAUCGAUUUAAAAUGAUGAAACACUAUACUGUUGUUUUAUUUCUUUUAUGGGUUACCUUUUUAUGGUAUAAUAACGACCCGCCCCAGUAGUUCAUUUUAAUGAAA
Molecule: messenger RNA, 1440 nt
Organism: Spodoptera frugiperda (fall armyworm)
Lineage: Eukaryota; Metazoa; Arthropoda; Insecta; Lepidoptera; Noctuidae
Exons: 5
Coding region: 226-1425 (399 amino acids)
Source: RefSeq, a predicted model, not a curated record